AUGCCUAGUUUCAAGGAGUCAGGACUGUACCGAUAUGUCGCCGGCAUCAAAGGUCUACCGGCGGGCAUUCUCAACCGGCAGUUAUUGAUGACAACUUUUGUCUUUGCCCUUGCUGGCAUGCCCAAAGUGAUAAGCUCACUAACGCAUUUUUGUGCGAACGCAGGAUGGGACGAGGGUUCUGCCUCGGCGAUCACACAACUACCGUCUUUUCUUUCCGAAUACCCGGUCAACAGCACCCUCGGCUCUGAAUCGAACACGAUUUCGAACUUGGUAUCUUUUGUCAAUAUCGGGGCCGGCGUCGGGGCUCUAAUGUCAUUUCUCAUUAACGACCGGUUCGGACGCCGUCAAUCUUUGAGAAUAUACCAAGCAGUCUAUGUCAUCGGCUCCUUGAUCUCAUGUUUUUCGUAUGGAAACCUGGCCGCUCUCUACGUUGGCCGAAUCGUGGCUGGUCUCGGUAUUGGAGCUUGCACUGUUGUGGGGCCCAUGACCAUUGCAGAAAUCGCACCCAAGACCGUCCGUGGGCUCAUGACCCUUUGGUUCAAUGUGGCCAUGCUGAGCGGCCAGAUGGUCGGCGUCUUUGUGGUCUAUGGUUGCAGCCGCAAUAUCUCAUCGGCGAUCAGCCUCGAAUAUCAGGUUCCUUGGUUCGUGCAAACUUUUGCCCCUGCAAUCUCCUUCAUCGGGUCUUUCUUCGUCGUCGAGUCUCCACGCUGGCUUGCCAUCCUAGGCCAGCCGCAGCAGGCCUUGGAGAGUCUGAUCAAGCUUCGAGGUCUGCCAGGAAACCACCCAUACGUCGAAGAAGAGUACACGCACCUUCUUAACUCGAUCGAGGACGAGUCUAUCGAGUUUGGAGACAAGGGCGUUAUGUCUGUGGUCAAGGAGACAUUCCUGGUCAGAUCCAAUCUACGCCGUCUGCAGCUCGUUGUUAUUGCAUACAUCCUCGCCCAGUUUUCCGGUGCCAACUCUGUUACCAAUUACCUUCCAACAAUCUUUGGUCUAGUCGGAAUCAAGGCAGCUGAUUCGAAGGUUUUGACAUCGGGAAUCUACGCCUUGGUUAAACUUAUCUGUACGAUCAUGGCCUCGCUCGUCUUCGUCGAUCUGCUCGGCCGUCGCAAAUCGCUCAUGAUAGGCAUCACAAUUCAGAUGAUAUGCCAUUCAUAUCUGGCAGGCUACCUGAACUUUGAGCAGCGAGAUGGCUACAUGCCCGAAGGUGCUUCCAAGUUCGCCAUCGUCGUUAUAUAUAUCCAUGCCAUUGGCUGGGCCAUCGGUCUCUAUACACUCCCUUACCUAUUUGGGGCGGAAUUGUGGCCGAAUCGAAUCCGCUCAUUUGGAGGAGCGCUGUCCCAGAGUUUUCACUGGUUCCUCUACUUUGCCAUCACCAAGGCUACGCCAUCAAUCCUGAGUAGCUUCAAGAUCUGGGGAGCGUUUGUCUUCUUCGUCGGUUGGUGUCUCGUUGCAUUGGUCUAUACCUUCUUCUGCGUACCAGAGACUAGCUCACUCAGCCUCGACGACAUGAACCUAAUCUUCCAACGUUCUACGCUCAAGAUGAGGCAACCGUUACCGAGCCAGCAUACAGAUGUCGAGGGUACACAUUUGGACGAGAAGCGUCCGUCGCUCGAUUUCAGGUAA
This is a messenger RNA of Colletotrichum paranaense, 1626 nucleotides long. RefSeq lists its product as uncharacterized. Bases 1 to 1626 code for a protein of 541 amino acids. Gene Ontology annotation, biological process: carbohydrate transport; transmembrane transport. Lineage: Eukaryota; Fungi; Ascomycota; Sordariomycetes; Glomerellales; Glomerellaceae. Gene Ontology annotation, molecular function: carbohydrate:proton symporter activity. Gene Ontology annotation, cellular component: membrane. The transcript is spliced from 2 exons. The record is from RefSeq and is a predicted model, not a curated record.